AUGGCCAACAAGGCAUCAUCCUCGUUCAUCCUCAUGAUCCGUGAUGGGGUGACCUCCAUGACAUCUAACACAGAUGGGGUGACCUCCAUGAUAUUUAAGACAGACGGGGUGACCUCCAAGAGGUCUAACACAGAUGGGGUGACCUCCAUGAUGUUUAGCGCCAUUUUAGGCCCACUGCUCUUUACUUUAUAUAUGCUACCCCUAGGUCAAAUUAUUCGUAAACAUGGAAUUAGCUUCCACUGUUAUGCUGAUGAUACACAGUUGUAUGUUUCAGCGAAGCCAGAGGACAGACAGAAGCUUAGUAAAGCUGAGGAUUGUGUAAAGGACAUUAGACAUUGGAUGUUAACUAACUUCCUUCUACUUAAUUCUGAUAAAACAGAAAUACUUUUAUUAGGCCCACGUGUAGCUAGAAGUAAUCUUUCUGAUCACAUGGUUACUCUGGAUGGUCUUUCUGUUUCAUCAUGUGCAGCAGUUAAAGACCUUGGAGUGAUUAUUGACUCCAGCCUAUCAUUUGAUGCUCAUGUAGAUAAUAUUACUAGGAUAGCCUUCUUUCAUCUCAGAAAUAUUUCUAAAAUAAGAAACAUAUUGUCACUACAUGAUGCGGAAAUACUAGUUCAUGCAUUCGUCACCUCUAGAUUAGAUUACUGUAAUGCCUUACUGUCUGGAUGUUCCAGUAGGAAUAUAAAUAAGCUCCAGUUAGUCCAGAAUGCAGCUGCUAGAGUCCUAACUAGAACUAGAAGGUACGACCAUAUCACACCGAUAUUAUCAAUACUGCAUUGGCUCCCAGUAAAAUCUCGCAUUAACUAUAAAAUACUUUUAUUAACCUAUAAAGCACUAAACGGUCUCGUGCCACAAUAUCUAAGCGACCUUUUGGUUUUAUAUAAUCCGCCACGCCUACUUAGAUCAAAAGAUGCAGGCUAUUUGACGGUACCUCGAAUAGUGAAGGCUACAGCAGGGGGAAGAGCUUUCUCUUAUAGAGCCCCACAGUUAUGGAACAGUCUUCCAAUUAGUGUUCGGGACUCAGACACAGUCUCAGUGUUUAAGUCUAGGCUUAAAACGUAUUUGUUUACUCAAGCCUACCCUGACUAGAUUCUGUUCUACUACUUCGCAGUCAUAAUAAUCUUUUUUCUCCCUCUCUCCUUUCGCCGAGCCCCACAUGAAUUUAUGGAGAUACUAGAGAUCCAGAUCCUUUCUGCCUCUGGAUGGAGCUCAAAUCUUCUCUAAUUCCAGACUGCUGGGACUACGGCUGCUCCUAAGGCCAUACAGACUUCAUAUAAAUCCAUAAUGAACUUUUUCACACUAUCUGUUGUUACCCAGAUGAGGAUGGGUUCCCUUCUGAGUCGGGUUCCUCUCAAGGUUUCUUCCUCUUAAAACAUCUUAGGGAGUUUUUCCUUGCCACCGUCGCCACUCAGUGGCUUGCUCAGUUGGGAUAAAUUCGCACCUUUAAUAUCUGUAUACCAUGUUGAUAUUUCUGUAAAGCUGCUUUGAGACAAUGUCUAUUGUAAAAAGCGCUAUACAAAUAAAAUUGAAUUGAAAUUGAAUUGUGUGUGUGUGUGGCAGGACAUGUGAAUUAAUCUAUUGGCUUUGCUCGGGGUAUGGCUUCGGCAGACCAAUAAGGGCACGGAUUACGAAUCUGAGAGCACGGUUUACACAUGGCUGUUUUUUUCUUUCUUACCUGACACUAGGGGGCUCUGUAGGUUCGUUUCCCCACACAAUCACUUUACUAUUGAUGGGGUGUAUGUUGUGGCUUUGUCCUAUUGUCUCCAUACUAUAGUGGCUAGACUUUUCAUUUUAUUUACUGUUAACAAUAAUUCUGGUUCUGUUUAGGAGCUGUUUAACUGCCUCUAUUCUGACUGAGUGAACAUUUCCCACUCUGAUCAACACUGGGCUUUAAAGCAGUUGUGGUGUUUUGCUUUUCUCAGCAGUGUGAUUUAAGCAGUGAGAAAGAGACAGGAGGUGCUAAACUGAUUUUGUACUGCUGAUCCAUCA
Ictalurus furcatus (blue catfish) is the source of this 1989-nucleotide messenger RNA. RefSeq lists its product as uncharacterized. NCBI's taxonomy places the organism in Eukaryota, Metazoa, Chordata, Actinopteri, Siluriformes, Ictaluridae. The record is from RefSeq and is a predicted model, not a curated record. The coding region runs from base 1 to 1089 and encodes 362 amino acids. The transcript is spliced from 3 exons.